Marchantia polymorpha subsp. ruderalis is the source of this 1891-nucleotide messenger RNA. The record is from the annotation of a GenBank genome assembly. Lineage: Eukaryota; Viridiplantae; Streptophyta; Marchantiopsida; Marchantiales; Marchantiaceae.
CCUCUACUUAGCCUUUCUAGCUCUCCGAUUUUUCUCUCACUCCCAUCAUUUUUUAGCUGCUUUGUUUCAGCCAUCGUGAUCUAUUCAUCGAUUAUAGAUUCGGAUUUUCAUCCAAAUUUUCUUCUGCUUUUGCAUAAUUAUUGUGCGUUCCUGCAGAAGAAUUAUCUGCUUCGGGAUCGUUAGUUCGAGCCCAAUUGAGGUUUAGAUUUUUCAAGUCGGGGCAGCGAGUGCAUUGUCUGUUCUGAUUUAGCGAUCGAUCGUGGCCGAUUCACCUGUACACGAACGAGAGAGAUACUGAGUGAGAGAGAGCGAGCGAGCGCGUUAGUUCUUUCAUCGCCGCGAGUCGAGUCGAGCCGAUUCGAGUGCGAGCCGGGAUAACUGCCAUGGCCACCGCUGUUGAAGCUGCUCCGGUUGCCGAGCCAAUUGUGUCGAUGUCAACUGAGCCCACUGUCGAGACGAAGCCCGAGGAGAAGCCCGAGAAGGCAGUCAAGGAGAAGAAGCCGAAGGUUCCCAAGGAGAAGAAACCGAAGGCAGUGAAGGCUAUCGCUGGACAUCCUCCUUACGUAGAGAUGAUCAGGGAGGCCAUCGCGACACUCAAGGAGAGGACUGGUUCAAGCCAAUACGCAAUUGCGAAGCAUCUGGAGGACAAGUACAAGACCGGGCUCCCUCCCAACUUCAAGAAGACACUUUCGAUUCAGUUGAGAAACCUUUCCAAGCAAGGCAAGUUGACCAAGGUGAAGAAUUCCUUCAAGCUUUCAGACGAGUUGAAGAAAGAGCCGAAAGCUCCGAAGGCUGUGAAGGCCCCGAAGGUUCCCAAGACAACGACAGCUGAGCCGGUGGUGAAGAAGUCGGCGGGUCGACCCAAGGGAUCGACCAAAGCGAAAGCCGCAGCUGGAGCAGCGAGCCCGAAGGUUGCCAAGAGUGUGAAGGCCCCAAAGGCGACAAAGGUGAAGGCAGUAAGGCCUGUAAAGGCAACGAAGGUUGAGCCCAAGCCCGCAAAGGUAGCGAAGCCUGCAAAGUCGCCGGCCAAGGAGAAGACGGCCAGUCCAGCAGCUGAGAAGCCAGCGAAGCGAAAGGCACCGUCGCAGAGGAAGGCCCCUGUUCCCAAAACAGCCGCACCGAAGAAGGCUACAGCACCGAAGAAGGUGACGACUCCGAAGAAGGUCCCGAAGUCGAUCAAGUCCCCGAAAUCUCCGAAGCCGGCGAAGUCUCCAAAAACCAAGACCGCCGGAGCCACACGGAGAAGUGCUGCGAGCCCUCCAGCGAAGAAGCAAAAAAAAUGAAAGACUUGAUUAGGACGGAAUGUUGCGACGGUGUUUCUUGACACCAUCCUUCUGAUAGGCACAUCGGCAUCCCUUGGACAUCUCAUUAUCCUCAGGGCAAAAAUUACGGGUUUGAGUAGACAUGCAAUUUCAGAAAGCAUGUCUGCUGACCUCUCGAGUCUUACACAGGCGAGACUGCCCAGCGCGUCUAUUUUGGACUCGUAUCACCUGUGGUGUACAAAUUCCGAGAAGACGAUCCAUUAACGGAUCGAGCUCUCGGGAGGAUUGUAGGUUGGGGAUUGACGAUGUUAUAGAGUUUGAGUGACUCUUCCAAUGAGAACUGCCUGAGGGUAUACGGAAGUGUAAUCUAAAUCCGCUCGCUACCCUGCAUUUUUCCCAGUUCAGAUUGGUAGAUGGUGAAGCUUAUAAGUCUGUACAUUCUUGUACCUUACCAUACCAAUCUUUAGAUAGGGAAAUUGUAUAGAGAAUCACUGUAUUAGUGUAACUGCCAGCGGAGGUAAAUUGGUAGAGUUUUGACUGUAAUGUAUGGCACUCGCCACUGAAUAUCAUCGUGCUGUGAUUGGUUACCAUCUCAGUGAUCUUAAUACAUGAUGUAAAACAUUGGCGAA